Messenger RNA from Opisthocomus hoazin, 1547 nucleotides. NCBI's taxonomy places the organism in Eukaryota, Metazoa, Chordata, Aves, Opisthocomiformes, Opisthocomidae. The record is from RefSeq and is a predicted model, not a curated record.
GAUGAGCAGCACUGUGGCUAGCCCGAUGUCAACGAUUGCCUCUUCAAGUGGUGGAAGAAAAUCGACAAGCUUUACGCCUGAAUUGCAAAGCAUGAUGUUUUCCUUAGGAGAUGCUCGCAGACCACUCCAUGAAACUGCCAUUCUGGUGGAAGACAUCGUCCACACGCAGCUGAUAAAUUUGUUGCAGCAAGCAGCUGAAGUUUCUCAGCUGAGAGGAGCUCGAGUCAUCUCUGCUGAAGAUCUCCUGUUCUUAAUGCGCAAAGAUAAGAAAAAGCUUAGAAGGCUACUUAAAUACAUGUUUUUUCGAGACUACAAAUCUAAAAUUGUCAAAGGAAUAGAAGAAGAUGACCUCCUUGAAGACAAAUUCAACAGUAACAACACCAACAAACGGCAGAAGCUUGCUCAAGACUUUCUCAACUCCAUUGACCAGACUGGAGAGCUCUUAGCCAUGUUUGAAGAUGAUGAGAUUGAUGAUGUCAAGCAAGAGAGGAUGGAGAGAGCAGAAAGACAAACACGGAUGAUGGACUCGGUCCAGUACGCAGAAUUUUGUGAAAGUCGUCAGUUGAGUUUUUCAAAGAAAGCGUCCAAGUUUCGUGACUGGCUGGAUUGCAGCAGCAUGGAAAUAAAGCCAAAUGCAGUUGCGAUGGAGAUUUUGGCAUAUUUAGCAUAUGAGACUGUGGCACAGCUGGUGGACUUGGCCCUUUUGGUUAAGCAGGACAUGGCUCCCAAAGCUGGUGACCCAUUCAGUCAUGCCAUAUCUGCCACCUUCAUACAGUAUCACAACUCUGCUGAGCCACAUCUCCUAGGGCAGUCUGCAAGUGUGAAGACCAGCCUGGACUCUCCGGAAAACACCCCGCCUCCUACACCCACACCCCCAGCCUCCGUAGGGCAGCAGCAUCUCGGGAAAACCGCAUCAGGAGCCCUGGGGAACGGUGGAGCUGGACAGGACUCUACCAAAUCCAAACAAAGGAAAAGAAAAAAGAGCACUGCAGCCUGUGGUAUAGAGGCUCAAAGCGAUGCCAUCCAGCCCAGCCACAUCAGAGAGGCCAUUCGACGCUACGGCCACAAGAUUGGCCCACUUUCCCCAUUCACAAGUGCCUACCGCAGAAACGGGAUGACUUUUCUCGCCUGCUAAUAGGGAUGUGGCUACAGCAACAGGAAAGACAGUGUUAUAUUAAGGUGAUUUUCUUUUCCCCUCCACGGAAGGAAAAAAAAGACAAGCUGCAAUGUCUCCGUGUACCAGUGAGUGGGCUGGUUUGUUGUGACUAUCUGCUGGCUGCCUCUGACUCUUUUUCCAGCCCCCUCAAUCGUUAUUCUUGUUUACUAGCUGGAACAUUUAGCUAAUUAAUGGCAGGAUGUUUGGGAUAGCGUGUAGGUGGACAAGAAUGCAGAUCAGACAAUGCUGAAGUUUGCAGGGGACUUGCUGCUGUCAGCCGCUUUCUGAAACGCGAUGUCAUUUUUAUUUAAGUGUUUGGAAGUCUGUGUGUUCUCCAAGAGAUGUUGUUUUGUCAAGCAGGAUGGGGCAGAAAGAGGCCAGAGAUAGACUG